Molecule: messenger RNA, 1583 nt
Organism: Pygoscelis adeliae (Adelie penguin)
Lineage: Eukaryota; Metazoa; Chordata; Aves; Sphenisciformes; Spheniscidae
Gene: GNB1L
Product: guanine nucleotide binding protein (G protein), beta polypeptide 1-like
Exons: 7
Coding region: 129-1115 (328 amino acids)
Molecular function (GO): protein binding
Source: RefSeq, a predicted model, not a curated record
CUGCCUAGCUACUAUUUUAUUUACGUGGUUCUACGAAGUGUCAUUCUGAGGGCAACGGCAUAUAGCUGUAGCGUCCCAAGGAGGUGACCUUUGGUGACAAAAUCCUUAGUCUAACAGUUCAUUGCUCGAUGGCUCUGCCACCUCCGGAUCCGCAGUUUGUUCUCAGAGGUGCCAGUGCUGCAGUCCACACUCUGCAUUUUUCCUGUGGCAGCCAGGAACCUGAUGUCCCCAUUCUUUUCUCUGGGUCUGAGAAUGGGUUUGUCCAUGUCUGGAACCUGAAAACACACAGAGUGGACACAGCACUGGAUGGCCAUGGAAGAAAAUCUGUCUACUGUGUGGAGACAAUGGGUGGUAAAGACAGGCUCCUCAGUCAGGGUCGUGACCAGAGGAUCUGCUUGUGGGAUUUAGCAGAGGGACGGACUUCAGUGGCGGAUUCUGUCUUCACGGAGAAUGUGGGAUUCUGCAGAUGCUCUCUGUUAAAGGUGGCACAGGGACGCUGGCUAAUGGCCAUGGCAGCCAAAGCCCUGGAGGAGGUUCAGGUUUUGGAGCUGCCAUCCAAGACGUCAGUCUGUACCUUGAAGCCAGAGGUGGGUGCCAAGCUGGGCAUGCCCAUGUGUCUGAAGUUAUGGCAGCUCAACUGUGGUUCACAACCUUUGCUUCUGGCUGGCUAUGAAGAUGGAUCAGUGGUCCUUUGGAAUUUGUCAAUGGGAAAAGCGUUGAGCCAACUUGUUUGCCACCAGGAGCCAGUGAUGAGCCUUGACUUUGACUCGGAGAAGGCCAAGGGGAUCUCGGGCUCAUCUGAAAAGGUGCUUAGCAUCUGGAGCCUCAAUGAGCAACAGAACCUCCAGGUUUACAAAACACACAAACUUGUCAACGCUGGCAUAUCUGAUAUCACCAUCCGUCCAGACAAAAAGAUUUUAGCAACAGCAGGGUGGGAUCAUCGCAUCAGGAUCUUUGGCUGGAAAAAACUGAAGCCCUUAGCAGUGCUGGACUACCACACAGCAACGGUCCAUUGUGUGUCCUUCUCAGAUCACAAAAACCCCAGUGAGAGACUGCUGGCAGCUGGCUCAAAAGAUCACCGCAUCAGUAUCUGGUCAAUAUAUACUCAGACGUGACAUGUUCUGCACUGUCAUGGACUAGGAAAACAGGAUUGGUGAAGCAAUUCUUUACACUGUAAUUCAAACCUGGAUGUGGGGAAGUAGCAGAAUGUAUUUCCAGGCUGACGUGAGAGUCCUAGGUUAAUUUUUAUGCUGCUUGUUCAAGCUGCGAGUUUUGUUUUCCAGAGAGGGAAGUGGAUUUUUAAAAUUCGUAACAAGCAGAGCAAGGCCAGUCACAAACGAAGACAUAGAACAAGUCGCUUUGAGUUCUGCUACAGGUUUUGCAAGAGCUUUUCUUUGGCAGGUUGCUUAAAUAACUUGUGCCAAUAUCUUCUUUUGUGAAAAAGGACUGGAAUCCCUCAGACUGCUGUGGGGGCAGAAUACGUCUGUUUGUAAGUCAUUAUGUAUCCAAGAAUCUGAAUCAGUGUAAAAUAUCGCUCUUUCUUGAAAAUUUAUACCCAUUAAACCACCUCCAGUGGUUUCUCA